Xiphias gladius (swordfish) is the source of this 1251-nucleotide messenger RNA. It is a transcript of the gene cox11, whose product is annotated as cytochrome c oxidase assembly protein COX11, mitochondrial. Gene Ontology annotation, cellular component: mitochondrial inner membrane. Gene Ontology annotation, molecular function: copper ion binding. The record is from RefSeq and is a predicted model, not a curated record. Bases 247 to 1029 code for a protein of 260 amino acids. The transcript has 5 exons. Lineage: Eukaryota; Metazoa; Chordata; Actinopteri; Istiophoriformes; Xiphiidae.
CCGUACGUACCCCUGCGGAACUCUACAGGCGGAACCUUUCUGCGUGUGGCCAAAGCCAGAGGGAGCUAGUUGUGAGUCGCACCGGUGUUAUGUAUGUUUCCGUGUAACAUGUUGGAUAAUAUGUCGUAGUCCGGCGGUGAAUGACGGUGUGGCUCGUCUUCUAAAGUACCAGCAUUUUAAAGACCGUUUUAAAGGUGAGUUUCCCUGCUGACGGAGCCUCAGGUUUGGACCGAUCGGGUACCGGCCAUGCUGCUGCCUCUCCUGGUGCGUCCGCCCCUCUGCUACCCGCGCACCUCUGUGCUGCUAACACAAUGCGUCCGGACGCUGCGGUGCGACGCUGGGAGGAUGCUGCACUCUCAGACCGGACACCUCCUGCGACGGAGGCUUCCUCUGCACGUCCAGAGCCGAGGCAUCAAGAGCCGAAGCAGGAAGACCAGGAGCCAGGAGGAGGACUGGAAGACCAGGAACAAGACGGUGCUGACGUACAUCGCUGCAGCUGGCGUGGGGAUGAUCGGCCUGUCGUACGCUGCAGUGCCGCUCUACAGGCUCUACUGCCAGGCGUCGGGGCUCGGCGGCACGGCGGUGGCCGGCCACGACGCAGAUCAGGUGGAGACGAUGAAGCCGGUGAAGGAGCGCGUCCUCAAGAUCACCUUCAACGCCGACACACACGCCAGCAUGCAGUGGAACUUCAGACCGCAGCAGACCGAGAUCUUUGUGGUUCCAGGUGAGACAGCGCUGGCCUUUUACAGGGCCAAAAACCCCACAGAUAAACCGAUCAUCGGCAUCUCCACCUACAACGUGGUGCCCUUCGAGGCAGGACAGUACUUCAACAAGAUCCAGUGUUUCUGCUUCGAGGAGCAGCAUCUGAACCCUCACGAGGAGGUGGACAUGCCCGUCUUCUUCUACAUCGACCCGGAGUUCGACGAGGACCCCAGGAUGGCCCGGGUGAACACCAUCACCCUGUCCUACACCUUCUUCGAGGCCAAGGAGGGUCAGAAUCUCCCUCUGCCCGGAUACAGUUAUAACUGACGGGUCCACGUCCGCUACACUGACAGGACCGCCUAAAUACUGAACCAGCAACGUGGUUCUGGUUUAGAUCUCGUGUCGCCGAAAGACGUCGAGACUCGAAGCAUCGAGCUGCUGAUCCGAGACUCUGUGUGUGUGUGUGUGUGUGUGUGUGUGUGUGUGUGUGUGUGUGUGUGGUCUGAUGCCUGAGAGAUUGUAAUUAAAUCAGAACAUUUAUAAGUUAAA